Messenger RNA from Calypte anna (Anna's hummingbird), 8233 nucleotides. It is a transcript of the gene BCAT1, whose product is annotated as branched chain amino acid transaminase 1. Bases 285 to 1448 code for a protein of 387 amino acids. Gene Ontology annotation, biological process: L-valine biosynthetic process; L-leucine biosynthetic process. Gene Ontology annotation, cellular component: mitochondrion. NCBI's taxonomy places the organism in Eukaryota, Metazoa, Chordata, Aves, Apodiformes, Trochilidae. Gene Ontology annotation, molecular function: branched-chain-amino-acid:2-oxoglutarate transaminase activity. The transcript is spliced from 11 exons. The record is from RefSeq and is a predicted model, not a curated record.
AGGAGCGAGGCGGGGCGGCCCCCAGCCCCUCGCCUCUUUCUCCAGCGGCGGCUGCCGUGCGCACCGCCCUCGCCCGCUGAUGCAAUCGGAGCCCGCAAGCGGCAGCAGCAGCAGCGGCGGCGGCGGCAGCGGCAGCAGCCCCGGCAGAGCCCGCAGGAGGAUCGGCCAGCCCGGAGCCCGCGCAGCCGCACCCGGGGGUUCGGCCGCCCGCGGGGUUUCAGCAGCAGCAGCGCUGACCGAAAGGAGCGGCGGCCUCGACAGGGAGAUCCCCCCCGUUUGCCAGCAUGAUGAAGGGCUGCCAGAAUGAAUGCACAGCUGGAGGAUGUUCAGGAGACACAGCAAAGCAUGUGACAGAAUCUUUCAAGGCCUCAGACUUGAUUAUCACCCCAGCUACAACCUUCAAGGAAAAGCCAGACCCCAGUGGUUUGGUAUUUGGAGCUGUGUUCACUGAUAAUAUGCUGACAAUUGAAUGGUCCUUGGCUUCAGGAUGGGAGAAGCCUUAUAUUAAGCCACUUGAGAACCUAUCAUUGCAUCCAGCCUCCUCAUCUCUGCAUUAUGCUGUAGAAUUGUUUGAAGGAAUGAAGGCUUACCGAGGAGUGGAUGGUAAAAUCCGUCUGUUCCGUCCAACCCUCAACAUGGACAGGAUGGCACGAUCAGCAAGAAGAGCAACUCUGCCAUCUUUUGACCAGAAUGAGCUGCUAGAGUGCAUCCGGAAACUUGUGGAAGUGGAAAAGGAGUGGGUCCCAUACUCAACCACUGCCAGCCUGUAUAUCCGUCCUACCUUAAUUGGAACUGAGCCUUCCCUUGGAGUGAAGAAGCCAACUAGAGCCCUACUGUAUGUCAUACUGAGCCCUGUGGGCCCUUACUUUGCAAGUGGAAGCUUUAAUCCAAUAUCCUUAUGGGCAGAUCCAAAAUAUGUAAGAGCCUGGAAAGGAGGAACAGGGGACUGCAAACUGGGAGGGAAUUAUGGUUCUUCUAUUUAUGCCCAGCAAGAAGCCGUGGAGUUUGGCUGCCAGCAGGUUUUGUGGCUAUAUGGAGAGGAUCACCAAAUAACUGAAGUUGGAACAAUGAAUCUGUUUCUCUUCUGGAUAAAUGAAGAUGGAGAAAAUGAACUGGCAACCCCACCUUUAGAUGGCAUCAUCCUUCCAGGAGUGACAAGACAAAGCAUUUUGGAUCUGGCACGCAGCUGGGGGGAAUUUAAGGUGUCUGAGCGAUACAUCACCAUGAGUGACCUGACAGCUGCCUUGGAAGAGAACAGAGUAAAGGAGAUGUUUGGUGCUGGAACAGCUUGUAUUGUAUGUCCUAUCUCUAAAAUUUUGUAUAAGGGCGAGCAUUUGCACAUUCCAACCAUGGAGAAUGGACCUCAGUUAGCAACUCGUUUCCUGAAUAAACUGAGUGAUAUCCAGUAUGGAAGAGAAGACAGUGAUUGGGUGGUGCUGGUGUCCUGAAAGUGGAAGAGUUCAGUCAGAGCCUCCAGACCAAACAGACCUGAAUAAUGGCAACUUCUGUAGCUGCCUGUGUGUAGCAUAGUUUCUGUAUCAAUUUGCUCCCCAGGAUGAUUGUUUCCACAAUCUGGCAAAUGUGAACACAAUCAUUUUGAUUUCUACUGUAAUCCUUUUAGUAGAAGCCUGUUUUCUUGGUAGAGGUGCUAAAUGUAAGCAAUAGAACUUUCCUAAUGGUUUUAUUAGUGCCUCCUUUAUCUUAUGUACAGUCUGAAAACUUGUAAAAUGCUCUUCAACUGCUCUUCAGUUUGUUUGGUUUGUUUUCACUGCCAUCACCAGCAGAGCACGUCUGGUAUAACACAAAGACGUGUCCUGUUUGUUUGCCACAGGGUUCUGUUGACAUUAUUCUGCCUUUUGCUCUGUGUUUGGGAAACAAUUAAGUUUAGCCAUAGGUUCUUUCCUUUCACACUUUGCUUGGAUGGGAGAUUUCCUGAGUUUGCAGAGCCAGUUAGAUCCCCUCAUCCUUACUCUGCCAAAUAACAGCUCUGUCCUUUAGGCCAAAAUUCUCAAGUCGAUCUAGGCUGGAAUAUAUUCUCUGUUGGCCUGUUGCCAUUGCAUCCUUGGGGAUAUGCAGAGGCUGUUUAGGCAACACUACUGCUCUAAUAGUCAAAUUUACAGGGCUGGGCCAAGCCAGGCCCUGCUGAGACAAGCAUCACCUUCAGUCUGGCCCUAGCAUGGAGCUGGGCACUGCAGACUCAGUGUUGCCUUCAGAGUGACUCUCUAGAAAAUAAUAACUAGACAGCCACUGCUGUGAAAAUUGAACCACUCCAGAGCAACCACACCUUUGUUUUGAGGAGUUUCUUUCAACAUCCACUCACAGUAUUUAAAGUAGCAAAAUGUUUUGCUUGUCCCCUUGGCAUGUGCUGUGAAAUGUAUCCAGCCUCCGUUGACACGCGUGUACCUUAAUAGGGCCCUCCCAUUAAGGAACAAACUAUGUUGUCAACAGAAAAUACCUAGCACAGGAAGGAAAGGUGUUUCAUUCAAACUCUGGUUUUGUUCUAAUUAAGCAUUAAUAUACCCCUGCUCUCUCAGAUGCAGGCUUGGUACUAUCUGGAAGCAAUACAGAGCAUGUAGCCCAUAGUUAGGGAAGUAAAUUCUGCAUAUGUUCACUACCAAUUAUACUGUAAUAUUUAUUAGCUUUCUGUUUUUGCACACAGCUUUGUUGAGCAGCUUUAAGAUACCUCUUGCCAAAAAGGAUCAUCAUAUUUCUGUUUCAACAUUCCAAAGUGCUACUUCAGUGUAAAACUGGUGGAAUUUGACAGUGAUGGAGUCUGAUAAGAAGUAAAAGCAAAACAUUUAUUGCUGGAGAUGCACCAGUAUUAAGGGAAAUAUUUAGCACUUUAUUUUCUUUAAGACCCAAAACUCUCUCUCCCACGCUUAGUAAGUCCUUUGUAGUCACUGGCAUUUGUUCAUCCAGUUUAAAAAGACAAAGUGUAAGUUCUAUUAGACCAUCUAUGCCUUAUGUAACUGCUAAAAAGCAGCCUUAUGGCUUUCCUGAUCAUUUUUUAUCAGAUUUUAAUGACGACCUCUACUUAGCCAUUACUUUCUUUUGCUCCCUCAUAUCCUGAAUUUUCCUGUCUUUCACUGCAGUCCAGUCUGAUCUUUUAAUGAAGAACAGUUGAAGGUUCUCUCUAACAAUAUGACUAUUGUUAAUCUUCUUUUUGAUCGUUUUCUCUUUAGACUACAAAUGCAAGCACAAAAUGUUAUUUCACUUACCAUAGCAAUAGUUUGUGUAUCUAAUUUUCUGACUAUUGGAAUCUGUAUUAUGUGCUGGUCUUCAUUCAAUAUAUUACUAUGUGUUAUAAGCUGCUGGUAGUAAUUUUAUUUAAUUAGAUGGGUGGAAAAAUUAACAUGGGCGGUACGUCGGGGUGCAAUAUGGGGUAGAGUGUUUUAUCCAAUGAGAGAAGAAUCAUAACUAAAGAGUGCCUUCAACUAGAGUGUGGCAAGGAGCUCUCUAAAAAUUAUGUAAUGAACAGCCACAUGAGGUUUCCUGUUACUGAACUAUCUACCUUGUCCCCAUGUAUUCAUCUUAGAUUUAGCAGCAAAAGGAAAAGUGGAAAUAUCUAAUUUCAGAUGCAUGGCAAAGUGGUUGUAAAAUACCUUAUCAUCUCAGGAUGUUGACAGAGUUGGCAGGUCAUAAAUCAGGAAUCCCUGUGAAGACAUUGAUAUUCCAGUAGUAAUCUGUUCGCUAGUCAGAAUGAAUAAAGACUAACUAGAAAAAUUAUUUUACUGUGCUGUAAACAUAAAAGUUUUGUAAAACUGUUCUUAAGUUGGAUGCAAGUAAUUUAAUGAGAGGAAACCAGGUGUUAUCAUUUAUUGUGAUUUGCACCCUUCCCUGCACUGACCAGAGAGACACCUUUCCUAUUACUGCAUGUUUUGAAUGGAUGGAGAGUUCAAAAUUAUGAUAGUUGAAACUGGAAUCACUCACAGAAAUGCAUAGACUUUUCUACCAGAAAGAAUGAAAAUGUAAUGUGUGAAUGUUAACUGUUGUCUUUAACAUAUUGGUUCAUUGCUUUACUCUGGCUAUGUCAAUUCAAAGCUGUGCUUGUUUCAGAAUGAGAUCCAAGUGAAUAGGUUCUAGAUUUUAAACUUCAAAACCUAAAUAAGGGAGCUGAUGGGUUAGUGUAAUAUAGAAAAUUAUUCUGAUAUUUCAUGCUGUCUUACCCUGCGUUCUGCUACUGCUUUUUAUCCUGUUAACCAAAGGAAAGAAAUAAUAUGUGUAAAUAAUAGUAUUUGGUAUUACAUUCUCUGUUUUCGCCUGUAAAAUUUAGGAGGGAACUGUGGCAUUCCCUGAGCUAAUAAUGAGCUGUAAAAGAACAUCUGCACAUCUUUUCUCCAUUUGCCCUGUUUGUUUAAUUGCAACAGAUUUAUACAGAAAGAAUUUGGUACAUCAUAACUAAGCAAUUAUCCACUCUUCAUCACUUACUUAUGGUUCUGCUAAUUGAUCAUUUAAGACAAAAGAUAGUCUAACAUUAGGAGAAUUUGAGACUGUUCUAAAAAGAUCAACAAUUUAAUAUUGUUGUGUUAUACUUGCAUAAUUGGCUCGAGUUAUUUAAUGUUUAAUUCGGUUGAUCAAAUGAGAUUCAGCCUUUCACAUGCUUAUGUUUCACAAAUAAUGGUACUUCAAAAUUAUAAUAAUGAACUCUAAUUUUUGUAUGUUCUUUUUUCUCCCCUUCAUUCUUUUGAUUAUUAUUUUCAGUAGUAAGCAUGUCCUUGAUUUUCAGUUUGGUGAGCAUUAUUCAUGCAUAAGGAAAGAGGAAAAAACUCUUUCAAAAGAGAGAAUUUUCAUGGAUAUAAGCUGUUCAGAUGCCUGGAGUUAUGGCCUUACUUAACUAGAUAGAGCAAAUUGGCUGAAAUUUUACAGGGAGAGAUUUUGGUGAGAAUGCUAACAAAGGGUCCUGCUUAAGGUAGAUAAUCUGCUCAGUUUGUAGCAAUGCAAAGCAAGCAUGAUUUUUAUGGGAUAUAGAUUGGAAAUCUGAUGAGACAAAAGCCAGAUAAUGAGAUCUCUCUGCACAGCCAUUGCUGAAACAUUUUCAAAUAUCUCAAGCCAAAAAGUAGUUGUCCUCCACUCCUUUUUUUAGAUAAACUCUUGUUUAGGGUUUACCUAAUUCAACAGAGAGAUAUUGUUGAUCCUUUCCUGUGUACUUAUUUUACACUUAUUUUUCCUCAGGUGUGAAGCAUCGUAAUUUGGCCAAAUGUGGUAUUUGACAGAGUCAUUUGAUGUGCAAGUUAUUUGAAAUGUCUGUCAAAUACAUGGUAUUCCAAGGAGACAAACAGAAAAACAGCUGGGACUGAUCUCAUAGCCACCUAAUUAGAGGAGGAGCCCUCUUGAAUUCAAAAGCCUCUCCAAUAUAAUCUGCAUAUUCUCAACAAAUUUCUUAAUGUGAUCUCUCUGUUGAUAGUGCCUUGCUAUGAUAGAAUACAGAGAUGGUAGCACAGCCUUGCAGACUAUGGCCCAUUGGCUCUCUCUGCAUGAGAUUCUCCCUACUUAUGGUAAGUUUUUAAUAUUCUAGUGGCAGGCUUGGAUACUGAGAGGUGGCCAUGUGUAAACAAUGGCUGGGCAUGCCCUGGGGUGGUCUUUUCCUUGCUGUCCUUUCCUCUCUAAACAGACUUGUGACCCCUUUUCUUCAGCCUUCUCUAAUAUUGCCUCUUAGUCUUAUAUCUAAAAGUGACCAUUUAAUCAAAUUGUCAUUCUUUUUACUUUUAGUAGUAGUGACAGUUAAGAAAAAAAAACCAAAAAAAACCCCAGAAAACAGAAAACCAAAAAGUGUUUUGUUCAUCUUGCAGGGUUUUCAGACUCAGAAUUGUGCUUUACUAUCUGUAUAUGUAAUGCCUGAACAGACUGCCACGUUGUGAUCCUGGACAAGUUAUCUAACCUCCCUGUAAGUGCAGAGUAGUAUUACUAUCACUUAUUACACUUUGAACUCUAAGCCAAAGUUUUGCAUAAUAACUUAUUUUACUACAGAUCAAAAAAGCUUUCCAAAAAGCUUUUUAAGGGGCAGUGGAAGACAUAAGGUAAAAGCCAGUAUUCUAAGGAUUGCUUUAGAGUGGGAGUAUCUUGACUACUCAGGACAAAAAUGUUAUUUGGAUGAGAAAUAUGUUUAAGGUUUGCUCUAUGAAUCCACAGACGAAUAAAAUAUAUAUUUCAGAAUAUAAAGUAGCAUACUGAAAGAACUUGAAAAGACAAUUCACCUCUGCUUCCCAAACAGUGCUAUCUUAUUUAAAAGUGAUUUUUGAAGGAAGCAUUGUACUUCUCAGUAUAGAGCCAUUAGAUUAAGACUAUUCUAGAGGUACACUUUGACAUGUAGCACCAAGAGAGACCUCUUUAUCAAUCCUGACUACAAAUUUUCUGAACUGUAAUCUUUGCUGUGCUUUUACUGUAUUUUAUCACUAUCCUCAAUAUUUGGAAAAAUAAUUCAUAGGUCCUAAAUCAUUGAAGCUAAGAAACUCUUUAAUAAGUAUUUAUAUUUUUAGUCAUAGUAGCAAAAGGCAAUAUUGGUAUUGCCGUGGAGAAAAAUUGUAGUAAGUCCAUGCCUUGCUUUAAGCUUUAUGGUUAUUAGUGGGAAUUUCAGGAUAUUUUCCCUGACUGUACAAAAUCUGAGUGCCAUCUAUAGCACAGUUGUCAAAUAUAAAGCCAACUCCAUAAACAACAUUAACUUCUCCAUUACCUUGAACUGCAACAGUUAGGUACAUUAAGGCUAGCAGUUGUGGAACAGUACUGAGUUAGAAUAGUCAAGAGUCAUAUUUGGGACAAAACUUUGGAACUAGUAGCUCAGAUAGAAAGAAAUCUCAUAGACCACAAUAGAGAGUUUAACCAUUCCCAAUUUACUAAAAACAAUAGUGACUGUAUUCACCAGUAAUAGCAGCACUGCUAGAUCCUCAUCCCUCACCCUGAACAUGAAUUUAUACUGUUCACUUAUCUUAAAUUUUAAUUUAUUGUGUCUGAUUUUUACUACAAUCCUGAAUUAUUAUGCCAUGCUUUAAAAAAAAUUAAAUCUUAAAUUUCACUUUAGUUGGAAGAUAUUGAGGAGGAUUUAAGACCUUGAUAUAGAAUUUUACAGUCUUUAAAAUAUCUGCUGGAUGAAGUCAAGGUUGAAAAAGUAAAGAUACUGUACCCUACUAGCAUACUCUUGGAUUUUUAGUAAUUAGUCUGCAACGAAUGCCAGACCCAUAAGUAAAGUGAAAAGUCUUCUGACUCCAGAACAGGCAUGCUAAAGGAGUAAGGUUAAACUUUCUCCAUAAGUCAGUCAAGACAGGAGGUCAGAAAUAUACCAUUACCAUUCUUAUUCAGUCCCAAACGGACUAUCCAGGCAUAACAAAUAUUUAGCAGGAUGGUAGGUUUCUGUUUAAUAAUGCACUUAUUCAGUUGCUUAAAUACUUAUAUCUGUGCCUACGUUUUGAGAAAUUGAACCCUUUUAUUUUAAUUAAAAUUUGCAAUGCAAUUUUAUAUGUCACGAGGCAGUAAAAUGUUAGUUCCAUACAAACAGGUAAAACUCCAGAUCAUCUAACAGUGAGAAACAGGUCAGUGGCCUAUUCUGUUCCCAUAAUUUAAACUAAUUUUCUAAUGGCCUCAUAGCCGACUAGAACCACAAGUAGGACACAGAUAUAUCUCUGACUCUAUUCUAUAGUUUAGGAUGUUGACAAAGAGUGGACUCUAGCUUGGCCUCUAUAGUAGAGAAUGACAGAAUGUAGAAGAUUCUUUGCCAUGAUGGAUAAGGAUUUUAUCUGAACCUAUUUGCAAGUAAUUUCUGUCAAAGCAGUGAAUUUGGAAAAAGAUAACCCAAUCUACCUGACCUUUUAGGCUUUUAGAAGGGUGCUGUAGUAGUUGUAGCAUAUAAACAAUGGGAAAUUAACAACUUAAAGAGAGAGAAGUAAACACCUCUGAAGGGUCUCUGUUUUCUCAAAUGUUAAAGUUAACUGUGUAUUUUACAAGGAUCUGAGCAUAUAAAAGCACUUAAAGACAGAUGUGUGAAAAAGUACUGGAUAAACUAAAGGAAACUCUACCUCAGUCUUCUCUAAAGGUUUUGUAGAAGUACAAUUAAGCACUCCUAAUAGCAUUGUUAUGUGCAGACCAUCUGGCAUGAAAGAAACAAUUUAUAUUUGUAUGUCUAUAAAUCCUGUAAUAACUGUAUUUUGCUGGCAGUAGAAACAGUCUAUACUCUUUGCAGUUUUCCUCAUCAAAUCUAUAAUUAUGCAAUGUUUCUGUCUCGAAUAAAGGAAUUUAAUGGGCA